ACUAAUGUAAUCAAAAUGAUACAAUUCUUUUUUUUUUACUGGCAUUAACAGUAUGCCAGUCAUGGGUCAGUGCAUUAUUGGAAGAAUAUUAUGCCAACUACGUACAAAGGUGAGUCCACUUAAAAGUGUGCUUGUACCAAAAAUGUGUUUGUUACUAAGGAAUUGCCAAAUCAGUCAAACAAACCUGCCAUGGUAAUAACUCAGUGGUCUAGUAACCAAAAAAGCUACUGACAUAACAGCCACAUCAGUGACUUUAUUUCUUAUCAUCAUAUUAAUAUCACCCUCUUUAAGUCACACACAUUUAGGUCUGUUUGUUUUCACAGUGACAGUUGUAGACUUUAAUGCUAAUUGUUAACCAAAGGCUGUUAUAAAAGUGAAAGGCAGAUGCUGGUGUCAGACCUACUGAGGCAGCCUCAUCAUUUUAGAAGAACGAUACCAGAUUUCCCAGGAUGCCUCUGAGGUGCCGUGCCAGCAGCAUGUUUCUGCUCCUGUGUGUUUCUCUUUCCUUGUGUCUCGAGUCUGUGAGCGGUGGCACCAGCUUCCUCAGUCCGACUCAGAAACCGCAGGGUCGAAGGCCACCAAGAGUGGGCAGAAGAGAAGCUGCUGAUCCAGAGAUACCAGUGAUCAAAGAAGACGAUCGGUUUAUGAUGAGCGCUCCAUUUGAACUGUCCAUGUCUCUGAGCGAAGCUGAAUAUGAGAAAUAUGGUCCCGUGCUUCAGAAUCUUCUGGAGAAUCUUCUUAGAGACUCUUCUUUCGAGUUCUGACAAGAGUCCUACAAAGUUCCUCCUUAUAAACAAUUGACAAUAUUCACAAUUUAAAAAUGAUGUCAUUUAUGGGUUUAACAAAAUAAAGAAUGAUAAAAAAAUUAAUUCUCUAAUUUCUAUGUUCUUUAUUCUGUAGCAAUUGUUACAAUGUUACGUGGGUGAUUAAAAUCUCUUUAUCAGCAUUUAUUCUCUCAGAUUUUAAUAGUUUAUUUAAAAUGCUACAAAAAAUAUUACAUUUAAUAAAUUUUAUUUU
Molecule: messenger RNA, 1017 nt
Organism: Danio rerio (zebrafish)
Lineage: Eukaryota; Metazoa; Chordata; Actinopteri; Cypriniformes; Danionidae
Source: RefSeq, a predicted model, not a curated record